AUGGGUAAGAGAAAAAAUAACAAGAAAAUCAUUAUUCGUCCUUGGUGUUGGUAUUGUGAACGAGAUUUUGAAGAUGAAAAAGUGUUGAUUCAACAUCAAAAGGCGAAACAUUUUAAGUGUCCACAGUGUAAUAAAAAACUUAAUACUGCGGGUGGUAUGGUUGUGCAUGUUGCUCAAGUACAUAAAGAAACAAUUGAUAAAGUUCCAAAUGCAAACAAAGGAAGAGAUUCUACUGAUGUUGAAAUUUUCGGUAUGGAAGGGAUUCCACAACAAGAUUUAAUAGCUCAUCAACAAGCAAUUGAAAGUGGCCAACCAAUCAAAAAGAAUAAAAUGGAAGAGCCAGUUGAAUUUUCCAGUCAAGAAAUUAAAAAACGUCUUGCUCAACAUCAAGUUAUGAUGCAAAAUGCUCCUUCAAUUACUACUGCAGCAGCUGCUACUAUUAAUGCUACUAUUAAUGCCGCUGCACAGCAACAACCUUUCUCCUUUUCUUCACCUGCUUAUCCAACUUCGCAAUCUCAAGCCAUUGCAUCAUCAUUAAUGCCUCAUCAAUAUAGUCACUUCUAUCAAAGACCUAAUACAUAUCAUCCAUAUCGUCCAAAGUAA
Entrophospora sp. SA101 is the source of this 603-nucleotide messenger RNA. The record is from the annotation of a GenBank genome assembly. Lineage: Eukaryota; Fungi; Glomeromycota; Glomeromycetes; Entrophosporales; Entrophosporaceae.